UGAUACUGUACUCUACUGUAGUGCAAUUCGGCGGUCAAGAGUUUGGAUCAUAUCCAAGCGCACUGCGCAUCCUGGACCUACUGUGGUAGAGGAGAGGCCAAGAAGAAACUACCCUUCUCUGAUCUUUCGCUCCCUUCCCUUCACUCGCUUCCCGUCGAACCCUUCCCUGGCUUCGUCUUCACCUGCUUCACGUUCACGACCCGCGGAGAUCCCCAAAAUCCCAUGUACUCUUCUCUUCAGCUCCGCCUCCUGAUUCUGGAUCCCGACUGCUCGCCCCGCCCGUCUUCCUCCCUUUCUUUCUCUCGCUGGAUGUCUGUUUGUCCAACCGUUAUACGUGCUCCUACUUCUUCUUCGUCGGGUCGUUUGCUCUCGAGGACUUCUCGCGCUUUUUUCUCUCUCAUCCUCAAGUUUCGCAUCACGUGCGUGCACGUCCGCUGUGUUCCUGCAUUUUCUACUCACGCAUGUCUACAGAUCUAGAAGGAAGCUCUGUCAGUCCUAAUUUGCAUUAUUCAGCUUUCAUAGUCCUCUGAAGGCGAACUAUCAACGCAAGCAAUUGUCCGAGAACUUUGGACUGAUCGCACUCCGCGUAGUUAGGGUCUCUGGCUUCGUGUCAGUUGGCACUGUGCAUUCUGUUGUGCGAUGACGUAAGGCGCGUAUUGUGCAUGGGUAUUGCCGGGCUUCUUCCCUCGAGGGAAGUUUUGGCAUACUUGGUCGGCCCAGUUGGUGGUUUACACGAGUCAUUUACACCCCUCGCCCUCAUGCCCCGGCUGAUCACAACAUGGAAGUCCUGUUAGUUCAUGCCCUUCUCCCGUCAGGAAUUUGUCUAUAAGGGUGGAGAGGUUUAUGUUUGUCCGAGAUAGAACUUGCAUCCUAGGUACAGUACCGUAGUAGUCUUACUCAGCAUUUGCGACCAUCUCCACACGAAUCGUACGGAGCUCUUUCUAAAAAGGAGAAGAUUAAAAUUCCAGCUUUGAUGAAGUACGAAGAGCAAGCGUUCUGUGUAUGAAAACUGAAAGGAGAAAAUUCCUUGUCUGGAGUUUCGAUUGCAACAUAGCUAUUACGGGUGAAAGAUCCGAACAACUGAAUCAAGGAAUGUGCUGGACAAAAGAGAAUUUCAAUUUGGAGUUCGCUGCACUCCUCCAAUCGUGGGGUUUCGUUUAUCAACCGCACCUCUUUCUCAUUCUUCGUGAGUAAAAGUUAUGAAGCAAACACGAAAGUGAUGAUUCAAAACAGCGGGUCUAUGAUGGGAAAGGGAACGUUCUUGGAACAUCAGAUUUGUUGUAUAUCAAAGUGCCGCAGGAACCCCGGAGCUUGAGGUUAUGCCUCCAGCCCUUGAAACUUGUGAGUUUGAGAAACGACGACAAAGAAGUGCCAAGCGCAAACUUCGUUACAUCAAGGAUGAAAGCAAUGUUGCUAACAUGAAUAGAAGUGAAACUUUAUUUAGUUCCAGCACAGCUGAAGGAGAAUCUUGGCAACAUGCACCGUCCUCUAAGUGCUUCGGUGAUCAGUGCGAGAGUCUGAGCGAUCGGCCCAUACCGCUCACGGAGCAAUUCUCACGCCUCAGUCGCUUAAGCUUGAUUGAUCAACGGCCUGUCAAGACUGACGAGUUAAAGGGAAUCUUUGGUCAGACGUCGUUGCAGAAGAAGCCAGAAGUGGACAGAAGCAAGAGGAGUACAGCUGGAGGAUUUCACCGGAGACAAUUUAGCGGGGAUUUGUAUAUCAAGCUCGAAGCUUUUGACAGUGGAGGCUCUGUUUCAAGAAAAGAACAGGGGUUUGCAAAUUUUCAGUCAAGCCGUUAUGUUGUGAAGGGACAUGGCUCUAGUGAUGACUUUGGUGAUUCUCAAAUUUCAAAUUAUUCAGAAUCUGCAGAAACCACAAUUACCACAAAGUCUCCUGCAGUGAAGUCCGCUAUUGAAGCUCAAAAGUCUGACUAUGAGUCGUCACCAAGCGGUGCGCUGUGCCUGAAGGAAGAAGUCACGUCAACUCCCGGUACCAGUGGAGUGGGAGGGGUUUCUGGGUUGAAGGAAUGGUUCAAAAACAGAACCCUGAUUUUGAAGGCAACCAGCAAAGCUGAGGUUCCCCCGAAAUCCAAGUACCUACGAAAGCUUGUGCUGUCAUCUUGGAAACACAACGGUUCUGGAGGAGCUGCGAUUUUUAAUAUUCUUGGAAAACGUCCUCUUCAAUCUUCGCCUUUUGUUGCUCUGAAGGCUCUGGCCACGAUACACAAGCUCAUGCAACAAGGACCUGCAGACUGUCGUGCAGCUUGUUACAGCCGGUUGCACAUUCUUACUGACACAUUGAGCACAUUCAAGACUCCAGGUGAUAAUGCAUCAGAGUCGCUCUCAUAUGGGCCACUGAUUUGUGCUUAUGCAUCUAUGCUUGCAGAGAAAGCAACAUUUCAUCACCGAUUUCAGGCUUAUGAAAACAAUUAUUAUCUCGACAUAGGUGCUAUUCAAGAUCAACCAUCUUGUAGUGGACAAACGGUUACCGAUCCCUUAAGACCCGAGGCCCUAGUUUGUCUUCAAGUUCUUCAAGAUCUUAUUCUACGCACUUUGGAAGAGGGUUUCACGUUGUUUAGAAACAAGUAUGCUGUUUUUGGAGCGAAAGAUGCCGGCACCAGAAAUGGAACUGCAAGUGCACCAUUGGGACCUGGCCUUUCUACAACGUGUGGAGGAGAUACUGAUCCCAUAGGGCUUGUGGUAUCAGUCCUCAUUCCAGUAUUGAGAGAAGCGGAUCUAGUUUAUGAUAUUUGCUGCUUUCUUCUGAAAUCGCAGUUUAAUAUAUGGAGAGGACGCAAUUACGGUCCACAUAUGACGACAGCUCUGAAUGAAAUGGCACCAAAAUUUGGCUAUCAGCACAAAGUACUGAGGACAUUCUUCGAGCAAGCCAAAACAAUUGAUGCCAUUACUUGCAAUGUGACACCUCCAAAUCUACCUCAAAAUCCACCUUAUCCUUCUGAGGAGGCCAAGAAGGACCAUUCCAGAUUAUUGCCAAAGACAGAUCAUGUGAUGUACCCGGACCAUGCAAGUACUCAUCAAAAUCAUAUCGCGGAACUGGAUUCUUUAUCAAAGCUGGAGGGUGCAAGGCCAAAAUCGGUUCCUGUAGAGGGAUCUAAAUAUCUCGAAGUUGAAGGAGAUUUUGUUGUUCGAGAAAUGGACCUUUCUUAUAUGGAUGUUCCCAUGCAAGGUCCUGCAGGAGGCAAAGUCCUCCCGAGAGAAGACGUCAGCGGGCCAGUGCUUGGCGGUGUUGGCGCUGCUGCAGCAGCUGCCAUUCAAAGAUUUGCUGCAGGCCAGGCCGAGGCUAGAAGAGCGGCUGCUGCCACAACAGAAUCUGGGGUCACAGCGUCUACAGGACUAAAAAAAAUUCGAUUAGAACCCCCUCCUGGAAACUUCGGGACCAGUUUCCAUUUGGAGUUGGGAACAAUCGUUCGCCCAGGGAGACCUCAGCACACACGGGGAACUGGCCGCACAUGGAGUAGCUUCGACGAUGAAGUGUUUCUCCACCAACAAUUAGUUGAGAAUCAGUGGAGUCCUUUUCCAAGACUUGUCAGCCCGAAAUUCUUUUCCCCGAGGGCUCCGGGGCAGUCUAAACAUAAUGUCGAGAGCCUUUCGAGCCCUGUCAAUUUGGAUUCAACGAGUCCUCUGCUGUUUGGACUCGUGGGUUGCCCAUCUCCCGUAAACAGACCAGUAGAUCCGUUUAUUGGGUCUCCUCCUUCCGCUAUCCUGGCCAUGGAAGUAAGACCUUCUCCCCAACUAACGAUAGGACCACCCUCUGAAAUGCAGCACUCCCAAACCCAAUCACCUGAACUACAAGCUCAACCUAAAUAUUCUCGCGUAGAAACGCCACCCUUAAUUGAAUUGGAAACGGUUGUUGAGGAACAGUGUACAUGUAGAGAAGCACAAGUAUCAGAACAAGCAUCAAGUUCUGUACAACAAGGCCCUCCAAUGAAAGUGCCAGCAUCCUGGCAGCUGGAGACAUCCAUAUCCGAUGCUGCAGCCUGGGGUGGGCACAAGGUGGAAAAAGGUGUAGGCGAACACAGUCGUAAAACAAGUUUGUCAGACAUACCAUUUGCAGCUGAUUGGGAGAUUCCAAUUUGUGAGCUUAAACUGGGACCCAAAAUAGGCCAGGGUGCGUUUGGUGAUGUCUUGAGAGGCACAUGGCAAGGAACAGACGUUGCUGUGAAACGGCUGCAAAAUAACGAUAGCUACACACAAGCAAUUGUGGAUAUUCGUCAUGAGGUGGCAGUGAUCAUACGACUGAGGCACCCAAAUAUCAUUCUAUUCAUGGGCGCUUGCACUAUUCCACCAGAUGUAUGCAUUGUCAUGGAAUUCGCUGCAAAUGGGAGUUUGUAUGGAGUACUUCACAACCCCAACAUUGGCAUUGAUAUGGCCACAGUCGUGCGUUGGGCUUCUGAAGCUGCUCGUGGAAUGAAUUAUCUCCACACACGCAACCCACCCGUUGUUCACAGAGACCUGAAGUCGGUGAACUUGCUAGUAGAUGGGGAUUGGCAUAUCAAAGUUUCGGACUUUGGCUUGGCGAUGACUAAACAAAGCUCUUAUGCAUACACCCAGGUGGGUACAUGGGGAUGGAUGGCUCCUGAAGUUCUAGAAUCGGCUCCAUACGACGAAAAAGCCGAUGUGUACAGCUUUGGUGUUGUCUUGUGGGAACUAAUUACACGUGAAGAGCCCUUCAGGGGUUAUCACCCUAUGCAGAUCAUGAGGGCGAUUGAUCGAGGAGAGAGGCCUGCAAUACCGGAGAGCUGUCCUCACACUUAUAAGCAACUGGUUGAGGACUGCUGGCUGAAAGAUCCAAGUGGCCGUCCAAUGUUCGAGGAAAUUCUUGCUCGGCUUGGGGCUAUGUCAAUUAAUCUUUUUGAAAUCCAAAGAUGAUGUUUUCUUGCGCUCCUGUAUGUAAAAGUAUUCCAUCUUUUACGUCUCCCUCA
This is a messenger RNA of Marchantia polymorpha subsp. ruderalis, 4942 nucleotides long. The record is from the annotation of a GenBank genome assembly. NCBI's taxonomy places the organism in Eukaryota, Viridiplantae, Streptophyta, Marchantiopsida, Marchantiales, Marchantiaceae.